CACCCAAACCAACCUCGAGCCCCGCCUAGUUCCAUCCUUUUUUUGUUGUUUGUACUUUUCCAAAUGAAAUGGGCCAAUGCUUUGGACUAGGAGGAAGCAACAGAGGAGGGGGAGGCCAGGGAAGCAAGUCCUUUGACUACACACCUAGAAAAUCAUGGAAAUACAGAGAUGAUCACGUGAUGAAUCAGUUCAAGGCUCUGUCGAUGGAGAGUGAGGAUGAUGAUCCUUUCCCUUCAAGAGCCGAUGCCGUUUCCUCUGAAAGCGAAGAGGAAGUUUACACGAAACAGCCGAGAGGAACGAAAAAAACUAAUCAGCUAGCAUUUUCAGAGGAAGAUGAAGAUGAUGAUGAUGAUGAUGAUGAUGAUCGACAUCCUUCACAAAAGUCAAUAUUAGUAAACAGAGGGUUUCAGUUACUGCAAGCUGAUUCUCCCUCUCUUUCGCCUCAUUCCCCAUCAAACUCUGACACAACAAAGUUAAUUACGACCAACUUCGAUGAAGUGACCUGAACAAGAGAAAGAGAGAGGAAGAAUUGACUUUUGAUAUAAAUUAUGUUGAUGUUUUUUGUAACUUUUAAAGUGAUGUAAUUGAAUUGUGGCCACUUUGCCAAUCAUGUGGUUAAAGCAUGUGCCAGAAAGCA
Molecule: messenger RNA, 637 nt
Organism: Amphimedon queenslandica
Lineage: Eukaryota; Metazoa; Porifera; Demospongiae; Haplosclerida; Niphatidae
Exons: 4
Coding region: 69-506 (145 amino acids)
Source: RefSeq, a predicted model, not a curated record